ACUUCACUUUUACCGCCAAUUACCAAUAACCAAAACCGUGCUUAUGUUGCUAAGUCCAGAUAUGUGUUUUUGCUGUUUGAAUUUAAUUCAUUUUAUUUUGUUAAGAGAAAUUCAGUCUGUUAACUGAAUAUCUUGUGAUUUCCAGUGUUUCAUUCAUGUUCUGGUAUAGCAAUAUUAUUCAUUGAUUUUCAUGUAAAUUACAACCACUACUGUACCCUUGGAACUAACCUAUAUUCUAAACUCAAUUUUUAAAGCCAAAUUAAAUGGAAUGUUAUUCAGUUUUUAUUGUGGACGUCAAUAACUACCAAUGUGAUUGAAUGAAAGCGUCAAAAUGGAAGCACAGAAUGGGUUGAGUCUGUUCAAAGACUCGAAUUCUAUGUUUAUCAACAACAGUUUAUUGUUGAGACAGGAGGAGGAGGAUGCUCUUGAAGAAGAAAGACAGCAAAACGAAAAUAUUCUAAAAAAACUAUCAGAAGCAUUUGAUAUUACCAGCGAUGAUGAUGACGAAGAUGAUGAUGAUGAUGAUGACGACGAUGAUGAUGAUGAAUGCUCCAAUACCAGUCAUCAAUCUCAUGUCACGGAUAAAUCAACCAGCUAUGAAGACAAGUCCAGUACCAAGACUUGUGAAUCGAAAUCGUCCCAUAGAAAAGCGGUCGAAAGCAAGCAGGGGCAUCAUAAAAUGAAAACUGUCAGCUGCAGCAGCCGAAAUGAAAGCAACCGGUUCCAUCGCAAACAUAAUCUAUCGAGUGUCUAUGAAGACGAAUCGGACAUAUCAUACAAUAGUAACGAAGCAACGCUGCAAAGCAAAAGAGCAACGCAGCUAAGUAACAAAGCAACGCAACAAAACAAUAAAGCAACUCAGCAAAGCAACAAUUCAAUGCAGAAAAGCAAUAGACGUUCAGUGUCACCACACUACAAACAUUGCACGCAGUCAAUCAACAACAGUGUUGCCAACUCUUCCUCUCGUUCACCGGUGAUUGCCAAGUCCAACAGUGUUGCCAACUCUUCCUCUCGUUCACCGGCAAUUGACAAGUCCAACAGUGUUGCCAACUCUUCACCGGUUGCUUUGCAAAAUAAUUCGGAAGACGCUAGUCAGAAUGAAGCCUACUUGAAAAGCCGAUAUCAGAGUAUGGAUCAAUUGAGUGUACUGUAUGAUGUCCGGUUGAGAGAGGUGGAGAAAUUGAAAAAUUCUCUUUCUCAGGAGCAACAGAAGUGCAAUAUGCUGGAGAGGAAAAUUAUGAUCUUGGAAUCUGAAAAAUCGGGAGCAGAGCUAUCCUACCGCCAAACUCAAGAACUUUUAGUAUCUAGUAAGCAGCAGAUUUCAGCACUGGAAGAGCAAAUAAAGGAAUUGAAAAACGGAUUGGCCAAUUUGGAGAAAAGUAAAACUCAGAAUGAAUCAGAGCUGAUAACAUCGAGAGACAUCAUCAACGAUCUACAAGCAAGAAUUCGCUUCUUGGAGAAGAACGAUCCUAGUCAAGCGGCUGUGAAACAGAUGGAAAGCACUAUUAAAUCGCUGCAGAAUCAGCACAUGCAGGAGGUGGCGUCUCUUCAGCUUCAACUAAAGAAUAAAACUGCCAAACUUGAGGAAAAAGAAGACAGUCUGAAAUCAAUGGAAGGCCGAGUGCUGGAUUUGGAAACGAAGCUGACAACAACACUGGUAGAGAAGUCUGACGCUCUCAACUCUGUGAUGCGAGAUCUCGAAGUCAGUCAGCGUCAGUGUCGCGAACUGAUGGCAUCAUGUGACGUCACACGCUGUGACAUCACACGCCCUCAGUCCCAACAGCAGGGCUCGCUCAAGUGUGACGUCACACGCCACCAGUCCCAAUCCAGUGACGUCACACAUCUCCAAUCCCAACUGCAGGACGCCCUCGCAAAGAACAAGGAACUGAACCGAACGCUCUCGAAACGCGACGCCGAAUGUAACUCGCUACGCGCGGAUCUCGAGCAGGCCGAAACGCUCUCCAAGCUCGCCCUCGACUCGUUCGAUGACUCGACGAUGCACCUCGGCAAGGUGGCUCGGCCAACAUGUGACGCCGCCAUGAUUCAGGCCGACAACUGCAACAAGCUGAAGAGUGAACUGCAUCGCGCGCUGCAGGACAAGCGUGCCAAACGCCAAGAGAUCAAGGAGCUGCGGCAAACGCUGGACAGCAGGAAUUCGCGCAUCAGGCAGAUGGAAGAGCAUGAGAACGCCUACAAAGCUGAGGUCGAGAGAUUGAAGGUUAACAUGCUAAAACUUACUGAAGAAGUGGACAGAAAAUGCAAGGACAGUUUGGAUUCCAGUAAUAAAAGUUGUAUCCUGAAGACGGAAAAAGAAGUGCAGUGCAAUAUAGCAGUAAAUGUUGACACAAACCUACUGGAAAAUUUGAAUAAGCAGCUUUCGAGAGCUGAGGAUGAGAUUGUGUUCCUGAAGAGAGAGAUGGAUAGUAGGGAGGUUGAAUUAAAAACAAUGAAAUGUGUUCUGGAUGAGAGUAAGAGGCAUUCUGGAGAUGGUGAUAGCAGUAUUGAUUUGACUAUUGAACGAAUGAAAAUCAAUGAGAAGAAAAUGAAGCAGGAACUUGAAUCGAAAAUUAUUGAACUCAGGGUUACCAUGGAGCAGAAAGACAAAGAAUGUGAUGACUUGAAAAAAAUGUACAUAGAAUUGAAGGCUGCCAAAGAAAAUGCAAUAAAAACCAUAGAGUCGAACCUCAACACUAGAAUCUCAAAACUAAUGACAGAUCUGGAUUGCUCCACAUCAAAAAUGAAGGAAAUGGAGAUUCAUGCUCAGGAAAUUAAGAACAAAUAUCAGACAACACUAGAAGCGAAAUCCACUCUGCGUUCAAUGCCAACAGAGCGAGUUUAG
Molecule: messenger RNA, 2839 nt
Organism: Nilaparvata lugens (brown planthopper)
Lineage: Eukaryota; Metazoa; Arthropoda; Insecta; Hemiptera; Delphacidae
Product: MATH and LRR domain-containing protein PFE0570w
Exons: 11
Coding region: 332-2839 (835 amino acids)
Biological process (GO): centriole replication
Cellular component (GO): centrosome
Source: RefSeq, a predicted model, not a curated record